This is a messenger RNA of Dentiscutata heterogama, 867 nucleotides long. The record is from the annotation of a GenBank genome assembly. Lineage: Eukaryota; Fungi; Glomeromycota; Glomeromycetes; Diversisporales; Gigasporaceae.
AUGGGAAAACGAAAAGCUAAUAAAAAUGAAGAUCCUAUCGACUCAGCAACUAUGGAUGUAUCCGAAGAAGAUACGGAGGACUCUGACGAAGGUGUUUCUGACGGAGAAGAAAAUUCGCAUUUAGAUGAAGAAAUAGUGGAUAUAGAUUUUGACUUUUUUGAUCCAAAACCAAUCGACUUCCACUCAAUAAAAAACUUAAUUAUUCAAUUAUUUUCUACGGACGCCGAACUAUUCAACAUUAGUGAACUUACCGAACUGAUUAUUGAUCAACCAUUAUUAGGUACCACUGUAAAAGUUGAUGGAGCUGAUUCGGAUCCUUAUGCAGUUCUCACAGAAAAAAAAUGUAUUCAAGAUCUGAUUAAAUACUUAUUAGACAAGACAAAACCAGAUCAGACCUUAAAUGAAAAACUUGAUACGUUAUUAAAAAAAGACUCCACAAAUCAUGUUGGAUUAAUAUUAAGUGAAAGAUUAAUUAACAUGCCAGUACAGAUUGUGCCGCCUAUGUAUAAAAUGUUGCAAGAAGAAAUUCAGUGGGCUGUUGAUGAUAAUGAACCAUACAAUUUUGAAUGGUACCUUGUGUUGUCUAAAACUUAUCAAGAAGUCAUGUCUACUUUGGACGACGAAAGCAGUCAAAGUAAAAAACAAAAAAAGAAAAAAGCAAAGUCUGAACCAACAAUAUUUUAUUUUCAUCCCGAAGAUGAAAUCAUUGAACGGAACGCAGAAUACCAACUUAAUUUCAAUUUUACAAAACAGCCAUCAGUUUCAGACUCCAAAAGAGCUUUUUCAAAUUUUGGUAUUGCACCUUCUAUGAAAUUGUUUUUGUUUAAUAGGUCUAAUCGACCUAUUGCUAACCCUGGCUUUUGCUAA